Suricata suricatta (meerkat) is the source of this 4884-nucleotide messenger RNA. RefSeq names its product DEAH-box helicase 8 (gene DHX8). Gene Ontology annotation, molecular function: RNA helicase activity; RNA binding; ATP binding. Gene Ontology annotation, biological process: spliceosomal complex disassembly; mRNA splicing, via spliceosome. The transcript has 23 exons. The record is from RefSeq and is a predicted model, not a curated record. NCBI's taxonomy places the organism in Eukaryota, Metazoa, Chordata, Mammalia, Carnivora, Herpestidae. Gene Ontology annotation, cellular component: intracellular anatomical structure; catalytic step 2 spliceosome. The coding region runs from base 69 to 3737 and encodes 1222 amino acids.
AACUGGAGCGGGCCCGGAGUAGCUCGGAAGCCCGGCGGUAAAGCAGGGUGGGCGCAGCCGCUGUAGCCAUGGCAGUGGCUGUGGCCCUGGCGGGGGCUGUGACCGGAACGGAGCUAGGCCCCGCGGAAGAACUCGCCAAACUCGAAUAUCUUUCUUUAGUGUCGAAAGUUUGCACCGAGCUGGACAAUCACUUGGGGAUCAACGACAAGGAUCUGGCUGAAUUUGUGAUCAGUCUUGCGGAGAAAAAUACCACCUUUGAUACUUUUAAGGCUUCUCUGGUCAAAAAUGGCGCCGAAUUCACGGAUUCUCUUAUUAGUAACUUGCUGCGGCUCAUACAGACCAUGCGGCCUCCCGCAAAGCCUUCGACUAGCAAAGAUCCCGUCGUUAAACCCAAAACUGGAAAAGAAAAGCUGAAGGAGCUCUUCCCAGUGCUCUGCCAACCAGACAACCCUUCUGUCCGGACCAUGCUGGAUGAGGAUGACGUGAAGGUCGCUGUGGACGUCCUGAAAGAACUGGAGGCCUUAAUGCCCAGCGCAGCGGGCCAGGAGAAGCAGAGAGAUGCUGAGCACCGAGACAAAGCAAAGAAGAAGAAGCGGAGCCGGAGCCGCGACCGUGACCGUGACCGAGAGCGGGACAGGGAGCGGGAGCGAGAUCGUGAUAGAGACCACAAGAGGAGACGCCGGUCCCGCUCUCCGUCGCAUUCUAGGACCCGAGAGAGGAAUAAAGGGAAGUCUAGAUACCGGUCUAGGAGCAGAAGUCAGAGUCCUCUUAAAGACAGGAAAGACCGGGACAAGUAUGGGGAGAGGAAUCUGGACAGAUGGCGGGACAAACAUGUGGACCGCCCUCCCCCGGAAGAGCCUGCCAUUGGGGACAUUUACAACGGCAAAGUUACCAGCAUCAUGCAGUUUGGCUGCUUCGUGCAACUGGAGGGAUUAAGGAAGCGCUGGGAAGGCCUGGUGCACAUCUCCGAACUCCGGCGGGAAGGCCGUGUGGCCAAUGUGGCUGAUGUGGUGAGCAAAGGCCAGAGGGUCAAAGUCAAAGUGCUGUCCUUCACUGGGACCAAGACCAGUCUGAGCAUGAAGGAUGUGGAUCAGGAGACUGGGGAAGAUCUAAACCCCAAUCGACGACGAAAUCUUGUCGGGGAGACCAAUGAGGAGACCUCGAUGAGGAAUCCAGACAGACCCACUCACCUCUCCCUCGUCAGCGCCCCUGAAGUAGAGGACGACUCGCUGGAGCGCAAGCGCCUUACCCGAAUCUCUGACCCGGAGAAGUGGGAGAUCAAACAGAUGAUUGCAGCCAAUGUCCUUUCCAAAGAAGAGUUUCCGGACUUCGAUGAGGAGACCGGCAUUCUCCCUAAAGUGGAUGACGAAGAAGAUGAAGAUCUUGAGAUCGAGCUGGUCGAGGAAGAGCCCCCAUUCCUGAGAGGGCACACCAAGCAAAGCAUGGACAUGAGCCCUAUCAAAAUCGUUAAGAACCCAGAUGGCUCCCUCUCUCAAGCAGCAAUGAUGCAGAGUGCCCUGGCCAAAGAGAGGCGAGAACUCAAGCAGGCCCAGCGCGAAGCUGAGAUGGAUUCCAUCCCCAUGGGGCUCAACAAGCACUGGGUGGAUCCUCUGCCUGAUGCGGAAGGCAGACAGAUUGCUGCCAAUAUGAGGGGUAUCGGGAUGAUGCCCAAUGACAUUCCCGAGUGGAAGAAGCAUGCGUUUGGGGGCAACAAAGCCUCUUAUGGAAAAAAGACCCAGAUGUCCAUCAUUGAGCAGAGAGAGAGCCUGCCCAUAUACAAACUGAAGGAGCAGCUGGUCCAGGCUGUCCAUGACAAUCAAAUCCUGAUUGUUAUUGGGGAGACAGGGUCUGGGAAGACGACACAGAUCACCCAGUACCUGGCGGAGGCGGGCUACACUUCCCGGGGCAAGAUUGGGUGUACCCAGCCCCGAAGGGUCGCCGCCAUGUCGGUGGCCAAGAGAGUGUCGGAGGAGUUUGGUUGUUGCUUAGGCCAAGAGGUGGGCUACACCAUUCGAUUUGAGGACUGCACCAGCCCAGAGACGGUCAUCAAGUACAUGACGGACGGGAUGCUGCUCCGAGAGUGCCUGAUCGACCCCGACCUCACACAGUACGCGAUCAUCAUGUUGGACGAGGCGCACGAGAGAACAAUUCACACCGACGUGCUCUUUGGAUUGUUGAAGAAGACGGUUCAGAAGCGGCAGGACAUGAAGCUGAUUGUCACCUCAGCCACGCUGGAUGCGGUGAAGUUUUCUCAGUAUUUCUACGAAGCCCCCAUCUUCACCAUCCCAGGUCGAACAUAUCCGGUGGAAAUACUGUACACAAAGGAACCCGAGACGGAUUAUCUGGAUGCCAGCUUGAUCACUGUCAUGCAGAUCCAUUUAACGGAGCCACCAGGGGACAUCCUGGUCUUCCUGACAGGUCAGGAGGAGAUUGACACCGCGUGUGAGAUCCUGUACGAACGGAUGAAGUCCCUGGGACCGGACGUCCCGGAGCUGAUCAUCCUGCCGGUGUACUCUGCUCUUCCCAGUGAGAUGCAGACGCGGAUCUUCGACCCCGCUCCCCCUGGCAGCAGAAAGGUCGUGAUUGCCACCAACAUCGCAGAGACCUCGCUGACCAUUGACGGCAUCUACUAUGUGGUGGACCCUGGGUUUGUGAAGCAGAAAGUUUACAAUUCCAAGACCGGCAUCGACCAGCUCGUGGUCACUCCGAUCUCUCAGGCUCAGGCAAAGCAGCGAGCGGGCAGAGCUGGGAGAACGGGCCCAGGGAAAUGUUACAGGCUGUACACAGAACGCGCCUACCGAGAUGAGAUGCUGACCACCAACGUGCCGGAAAUCCAGCGGACCAACCUGGCGAGCACCGUGCUCUCGCUCAAGGCCAUGGGCAUCAAUGACCUGCUGUCCUUUGACUUCAUGGAUGCCCCUCCGAUGGAAACCUUGAUCACAGCCAUGGAGCAGCUGUACACGCUGGGGGCCUUGGAUGACGAGGGCCUGCUUACUCGCUUGGGCCGCAGGAUGGCAGAAUUCCCUCUGGAGCCAAUGCUGUGCAAAAUGCUGAUCAUGUCUGUGCAUCUGGGCUGCAGCGAGGAAAUGCUGACCAUCGUGUCCAUGCUGUCUGUGCAGAAUGUCUUCUACAGGCCCAAGGAUAAACAAGCCCUUGCAGAUCAAAAGAAAGCUAAAUUCCACCAGACCGAAGGGGACCACCUCACCCUGCUGGCCGUGUACAACUCCUGGAAGAACAACAAGUUCUCGAACCCCUGGUGCUAUGAGAACUUCAUCCAGGCUCGCUCGCUGCGCCGGGCCCAGGAUAUCCGCAAGCAGAUGUUAGGCAUAAUGGACAGACACAAGCUGGAUGUGGUCUCCUGUGGCAAGUCCACGGUCCGAGUGCAAAAGGCCAUCUGCAGUGGAUUCUUCCGGAAUGCUGCCAAGAAAGACCCGCAGGAGGGCUACCGGACACUGAUUGACCAGCAGGUGGUCUACAUCCACCCUUCCAGUGCUCUCUUCAAUAGACAGCCGGAAUGGGUGGUGUACCACGAGCUGGUGCUGACCACGAAGGAGUACAUGCGUGAGGUCACCACCAUCGACCCCAGGUGGCUUGUGGAGUUCGCUCCCGCCUUCUUCAAGGUCUCCGACCCAACCAAGCUAAGCAAGCAGAAGAAGCAGCAGCGCCUUGAACCCUUGUACAACCGCUACGAGGAGCCCAACGCUUGGAGAAUAUCCCGGGCCUUCCGACGGCGCUGAGCGGCGGGCCUGCUCUGUCUGCCUCUCCUGCAGCAGUGCCCCGGGGCGAGGACUCGCUUUUAUUGAUGAAAAGCUAGUCCUGAGGAUACAGCUGUCCAGUGACUGAAUAUCUCCACUGGUCAUUUUGUAACUUGGACUCCUUAUGUCUUCCCUGGUGGUAAAACUAGAAACAGGGAUUGACACCUGGUUUGAGCAGAGCCCCAGUCCCGACCAGCGGGACACCUCAAGGCGCUGGGGCCGGCUGGGGCUCGCAGCCCAUGUGGGAGCACAUGGCAUCAUCUCCGCAGGAUGGGCAGCUCAUGGAGCCCUAGGAUGGGACAGCGGAGUCACGGGUGCCUGACGCCCAGACGCGGCCAGGGCCCUGACAGCCGAGCUAGGACUCUGGAGAAAGGAGCCACGGAGCUCACUGACAGUGUUGGCCCCACUUCCUGCCCCUGCCCAGUCCCUGUGCUUUCGCUUCACCUCCUGGAAAUAUUUAUUUUUUUAAGGAAACAUAAAUGGUUUUCUGUGGCUGUUUCUUUUAGCUGCAAGGUUAGGCUAUCGGCCUGAGCUCAGGGUAGGGAGAUUGUGGCCUCGGCGCCCAUGGUGGAGAGUCCCCUGUAACCAGAGCUUGGGGCCUCUCUGGGCUCGGAGGUGAUGCACAGCCCAAGCCUGCAGUCGUAUCUCUGGACACCCGCUCGAGCCCAGCCUGACUCCACGUGGUCCUAUGAUUAACCACAUCCCCUGCCCUGGUCUGGGCGCCCGAGUGGUUACAGAUGCAGCAGGCGGCACACAGGAGCCUCCCUGGCUCCCUCCGCACGCCAUGCGGUCUGCAGCGCAUCCCUUUUCCUUUUGGAACACGUAAGGGACAUCACUGCUUUUGUUUUGUUUUUAUUCCCCCUGCCCAAGGUCACUCCCAGCGCCCCUCUCCCAGCUCCCGAGGAAGCUCUUGACCUUGAAGCACAUCCGACAGAUGCUGCCGGGCCAGGUUUGGAGCUCCUGGAAAGCUGGUCUGGGUGUGGAGCUUGUAGAGAAGCCUUUGCGGGGGUUGGACCCGUCGUACAGAGCUGUACCCCAGAUGCUGGCUUUGACAUUUUAGUAUGUGAAAGAAGGGAGGCUGUCGCUGUGCAGCAAACUGACCGCCCUAAAUACACUUGAGAGUAAUUAA